AUGUCAUUCAGUCAAGCAGAACUAGACGAAAUCUACGCCUUUGCAGUUGACCUAGGCAAAAGAGCUGGUCAGCUUCUUCUGGAUGGAGUCGAGAAGCGAAUCGCAGGUGCUAGUCAUGAGUUUGAGGAGAAGGAGAAUGCAGUUGAUAUUGUGACGCAGACGGAUGAAGAUGUAGAAGCAUUUAUCAAAACAGCGCUUCAGCAGAAAUACCCCUCUCACAAAUUCCUCGGCGAAGAAACAUACGCCAAAUCGCAGUCGCGCGAAUACCUCAUCGACGAACACCCAACAUGGUGCAUCGACCCACUAGACGGCACCGUCAACUACACCCACAUCUUCCCCAUGUUCUGUGUCUCCAUCGGCUUUAUUGUCGCCCAUAAACCCGUCAUCGGCGUCAUCUACGCUCCCUUCACAGACCAGCUCUUCUCCUCCUGCACCGGCCGCGGCGCAUGGUUGAACGAAAAGCGCCAACUGCCUCUUAUUCGCAAUCCGUCAAUUCCUCCGAUGCCCGCGAAUGCGCCUCGGAAAUGCAUCUUCUCGUGCGAGUGGGGCAAGGAUCGCAGGGAUAAGCCUGAUGGGAAUAUGCAUCGCAAGAUAGAGAGUUUCAUGAAUAUGGCUGCUGAGGUUGAUGGGAGAGAUGGAAAGGGAGGGAUGGUGCAUGGGGUGAGGAGUUUGGGGAGUGCGACGCUGGAUUUGGCGUAUACGGCUAUGGGUUCGUUUGAUAUUUGGUGGGAGGGGGGUUGUUGGGAGUGGGAUGUCGCGGCGGGUAUUGCUAUUCUGUUGGAAGCUGGGGGACUGGUUACUACGGCCAACCCACCCGAGAAUAUUGAUACGGCGCUUAUUGAGGAUGUUCGUCUGGGAAGUCGGCUUUACUUGGCUAUUCGACCGGCAGGGCCUUCAAAGUCCGAAACAGGACGACAGACACAGGAGAGAACAGUGCGAGAAGUAUGGCGACGCGUGAGGGAACUGGAAUACAAUCGACCCGGCGCAUAA
Messenger RNA from Aspergillus glaucus CBS 516.65, 990 nucleotides. Its product is annotated as inositol monophosphatase family protein. Lineage: Eukaryota; Fungi; Ascomycota; Eurotiomycetes; Eurotiales; Aspergillaceae. The record is from RefSeq and is a predicted model, not a curated record. Gene Ontology annotation, biological process: signal transduction; phosphatidylinositol phosphate biosynthetic process; inositol metabolic process. Bases 1 to 990 code for a protein of 329 amino acids. Gene Ontology annotation, molecular function: inositol monophosphate 1-phosphatase activity. The transcript has 5 exons.